Molecule: messenger RNA, 6769 nt
Organism: Scatophagus argus
Lineage: Eukaryota; Metazoa; Chordata; Actinopteri; Scatophagidae
Gene: ap3d1
Product: adaptor related protein complex 3 subunit delta 1
Exons: 34
Coding region: 242-4027 (1261 amino acids)
Biological process (GO): synaptic vesicle budding from endosome; anterograde synaptic vesicle transport; synaptic vesicle membrane organization
Cellular component (GO): AP-3 adaptor complex; presynaptic endosome; endosome membrane
Source: RefSeq, a predicted model, not a curated record
UGACUUUAGACGCCAUUUUGUCAGCCAUUUCCUACAGUGAUCCAUUGCCAGCGUCUCUGCACAGCAUAGGACGCCCCGUCUGGCCUCAACUUCAUCUGCCCGGGCUUGGUAAACAGCAGCGGAUCCUGCACACUCGGUCCCGGGUGGAUGAGACACAGUCUAGAGGGUCGGUUAGCACCCACUAGACCUCUGGAAGGCGCUUGGUCCCGCAGGACAGAAGCGGUACAAGUCACAGACAGACAUGGCUUUGAAGAUUGUCAAAGGGAGCAUCGAUCGGAUGUUCGAUAAAAAUCUACAGGAUUUAGUACGUGGCAUUAGGAAUCACAAGGAAGAUGAGGCCAAGUACAUCUCCACAUGCAUCGAUGAGAUCAAACAGGAGCUCAAGCAGGACAACAUCGCCGUCAAAGCCAAUGCCGUCUGCAAGCUCACCUAUCUUCAGAUGCUGGGCUAUGAUGUCAGCUGGGCCGCGUUCAACAUCGUUGAAGUCAUGAGCUCCUCAAAGUUCACAUACAAGAGGAUUGGCUACCUGGCGGCCUCGCAGUGCUUUCACGAGAGCACUGAUGUCAUCAUGCUGACAACCAAUCAGAUCCGAAAGGAUCUAAGCAGUCCCAACCAGUAUGACACAGGCGUUGCCCUCACAGGCCUCUCUUGUUUCGUGACCCCUGACUUGGCUCGGGACCUCGCCAAUGACAUUAUGACACUGAUGUCCCACACUAAGCCCUACAUCAGAAAGAAAGCGGUAUUGAUCAUGUACAAGGUGUUCCUGAAGUACCCAGAGUCCCUGCGGCCCGCUUUCCCCAGGCUCAAGGAGAAACUGGAGGACCCAGAUCCAGGUGUCCAGUCUGCAGCAGUAAAUGUCAUCUGUGAGCUGGCUCGGAGAAAUCCCAAGAACUACCUGUCUCUGGCCCCACUCUUCUUUAAACUUAUGACUUCUUCUACUAAUAACUGGGUUCUCAUUAAGAUCAUAAAGCUGUUUGGUGCACUCACACCACUGGAGCCACGGCUGGGGAAAAAGCUGAUUGAACCUCUGACAAACCUUAUCCACAGUACCUCUGCCAUGUCUCUGCUGUAUGAAUGUGUCAACACUGUGAUUGCAGUGUUGAUUUCUUUGUCCUCUGGGAUGCCGAACCACAGUGCUAGUAUCCAGCUCUGUGUGCAGAAACUGCGAAUCCUGAUAGAAGACUCGGACCAGAACUUGAAGUACCUGGGCUUGCUGGCUAUGUCAAAGAUCCUGAAGACUCAUCCCAAGUCGGUGCAGUCUCACAAGGACCUCAUUCUCCAGUGUUUGGAUGACAAAGAUGAGUCCAUCCGCCUGAGAGCUCUGGACCUGCUCUAUGGCAUGGUAUCCAAAAAGAACUUGAUGGAGAUUGUAAAGAAACUGAUGCUGCAUGUGGACAAAGCAGAAGGAACCACCUACAGAGAUGAACUGCUCACCAAGAUCAUCGACAUCUGCAGCCAGAGCAACUACCAGUACAUCACCAACUUUGAAUGGUACAUCAGUAUCCUUGUGGAGCUGACCCGAUUAGAGGGCACUCGACAUGGCCACCUCAUUGCCUCCCAGAUGCUCGAUGUGGCUAUUCGGGUCAAAGCCAUCCGGGGCUUUGCUGUUGCCCAGAUGGCAACUCUGCUGGACAACGCCCACCUGUUGACAGGCAACAUGCAGCGAAUGGGCAUCUGUGAAGUGUUGUAUGCUGCAGCUUGGAUCUGUGGUGAAUUCUCAGAACACCUGGAGAACCCGAUGCAGACACUAGAGGCCAUGCUGCGACCUAAGGUGGCCACCCUACCAGGCCACAUCCAGGCAGUGUAUGUGCAGAACGCAGCUAAGCUUUUUGCCACAGUGCUGAAGAGCCAGGAGGGGAACACAGACAGCACAGCAGCACAGGAAACCAGCCAGCUAAUGAUAGACCGGCUGCCGCUGUUUGUCCAGAGCGCCAACCUGGAAGUGCAGGAGAGGGCAUCUUGCAUUCUGCAGCUGGUCAAGUAUAUCCAGAAACUCCAACAGAAGGAUAUAGAGGUAGCAGAGGAGGUCAGUGCUCUGUUUGCUGGAGAACUGAACCCUGUAGCCCCCAAGGCACAGAAGAAAGUGCCUGUUCCCGAAGGUCUGGACUUGGAUGCCUGGAUCAAUGAGCCUCCAUCUGAGAGCGAGUCUGAGGAUGAGCAGCCCAAGGCUAUAUUUGCCAAGGAGGAGCCCAAACACUCUCGCCCCCGUCACACAGAGGUGGACGAGAAGGAGCUGGCCAGGAGAAGAGAAGCCAGAAAGCAGGAGCAAGCCAACAACCCAUUCUACAUCAAGGCCUCACCAUCCUCUCAGAAGGUGUACCAGGAAACCACAGGAGUGGAGCACAUCCCAGUCGUGCAGAUUGACCUCAGCGUGCCUCUUAAAGUCCCAGGACUGCCCAUGUCUGACCAGUACGUUAAACUGGAGGAGGAGCGUCGGCAGAAAGAGAGAGCAGAGAAGAAGAAGAAGGAGAAGAAGAAGAGGAAAGAAAAACGCAGCGGACGAGGGAAGAAACAUGAUUCAGGCCCAGAGAGCGAGGAGGACAUCACGCCUGCGCACAUGGUUGACAUUGUUACCGAGGAGAUGCCAGAGAAUGCCUUACCCAGUGACGAUGAUGACAAAGACCCCAAUGACCCUCAUAAAGCCCUGGACAUCGAUCUGGACAAACCACUUGCAGACAGUGAGAAGCUACCAGUCAGGUCACACCGUUCAGCAGAGGCUUCAAAAAGCCCAACAGAAGAUGGAGACGGCGCCUCUCAGGAGCCCAAGAAGAAGAGCAGCAAAGAAAAGAGUGACAAGAAGAAGAAGGAUAAAGACAGGGAUAGAAAGAAGAGCAAAGAUGAGAAGAAAAAGAAGAAACACAAACACGAGGAAAAAGGGGAGGAUCUUCUUGGGGUUCCAGAAGACGAGCCUGUGGUCCAGUCAGAAGAAACCAAUGAGGUGGCUGCACCGCCCACCUCCACCAGUGCUGAGGUUUCGGAUCUGGAUUUCUGGCUCUCAAACGCUCCAGUGCCCUCUAACACCCAGGAAGCAACAACAGUAGCAGCAGCAGCAGAAGCAGCCCCCGUGCCUGAGGCAGCCUCUGGCGCAGAGCCAGACUCCGAGCCUGACGAGCCCAAAGACACUGAGAUGGAGGAGACUAAGUCCUCCAAACACAAGAAGAAGAAGCAGAAAAAAGAGAAGGAAGAGAAGGAGAAGAAAAAGAAGAAGAAGCAUCAUCACCAUCAUCACCACGGUGAUGUAGGUGGAGAGGAGUCUGUGCAGAAUGGCACUGUGGAAGAGGAAGAGCCUCUGCCGCCCAUGUCCAAUUACUGCCUGCUGGCUGAGAACUCUUAUAUCAAGAUGAUGAUGGAGGAUGCUGAUGAGGUGUAUGACAUCCAGGGAAACCUGCAGGAUGGCAGUCAGGUGGUGGUGUCUGUUAUAUUUGAAAAUAAGUGUGACAGCUUCCUCAAAUCCAUGGAGUUCAACGUCCUGGACUCUCUCAACUCCAAGCUGCACAGGCCAGAGGGAUCGGGUCCACACGACGGCCUCACCGUUCCUUUCCAACUUCCACCUGGGGUGUCCAAUGAGGCGCGAUUUGUCUUCACUGUGCAGAGCAUCGUAAUGCCCCAGAAGCUGAAAGGAACCCUCACCUUCAUAGUAAAGAAUGAGGACUCAUCCACUCAUGAGAAACUGGACUUCAAACUGCACUUUACCUGCACCUCCUACCUGAUCACUACUCCUUGUUACAGUGAUGCGUUUGCAAAGCUGCUGGAGUCGGGCGACCUGAAGGGCAGCUCUGUCAGACUGGAGGGAGUCAACAUGCCCUUUCACCACCUGCUGGCUAGGAUCUGCUUCCACCACCAUUUCUCUGUUGUGGAGAGGAUCGACUCCUGUGCCUCCAUGUACAGCAGGUCUAUCCAGGGUCACCAUGUCUGUCUGCUGGUCAAAACUUCUGGUCAGACAGUGUCCAUUGACGCUAAAUGUGAUGAGCCGACGCUGCUUGGGAAUGUGCUGGAUGAGAUCAAGCAGACCUUCUCUCAGUGCUGAUUGUGCCCGACAGCCCCAGGGUGCCAGUGACCCCUCCAUGCCACCCCACUGUCUUGCUGAAACACAGCAUAAUCAUGUUACGAAAACACUGCGGCUGGCACUUCUAGUAUCGCCCUAUUUAUUAGUCCUCAUAUUUGCAAGAUUUCUUUCCCCGUACCUGUUGCUUCUUCUUCUUCUGCUUCUUCUUCUUCUUCUUCAGUGUCCCACACUCUGAUGUUCCUCUGCACUCCAAGCUCUGUGGUCACUCCCCGACACUUGAUGUUUGUUUUACAGACUACAUGCGCUGUCUACUCUGCAACGCAGUUUCAUUUUUACUUCCUGGUUUUUGAACCCGAACAGCUCACCCUGUUCCUCUGACUCUGACUCUGUAAUGAGCUCCUGUUUCUGGAUGCUCAGCACCCUUUUCUCUUCCCUGUGUACUUCUCCACCCUCCACUCUGUCGGCAAUUCAGUCUGUGACAGUCAUGUAAUGUAAUGUUGACAACUGGACUUUUGCUGUUGAUGGUUGAAUUGUGUUUUUACUGUGUUGAAGGGUUUUUUGUCUUUGGUUUGUUCUUGUUUAUUGUUUUGUCAUGUUAUUUUUUUCUUUUCUUUUGUCUGAAACCCGUCUGCGCCUUUUGUCUCACCCGUCUUCUUUCUGCUCACUACACAUCAGUGUGUGUGCUGCUCGUCUGAUGUAGGCCUGGAAAAAAAACGUGAUCUGACUGGUCCCAACUAGAAAACAAUGGGGAUUUGAACCUGCUCGUUCACCACUGACUUGCUGCCUGGAGAAGACCAGAUACUGGUCAACUGUAGUGAGAAUAGUACAGAGAUUAAACCAAAGCUACAAAUAAGGCAUGGGUUUUAGACAUCUGUCGGAGCCACUGCCCUACUUGCCUUUUGGCAAGGCUCAGAGCAGAUCUGAUAGUUUUGGCUCAACAGAAACCCUGUGUAGCACUACGAGUCAUUUGUAGAUGAAUGGUUUUACUCUGUGCCUUAGCUGUGCAAUCUGACCUACUCCAGCACAUCAUGAGUUUAAUAAGUACAUCCAGCAUAUCAUUCCUCACACAAAUCAAAGAACAAUUUGAAGACGGGAGUAUUCGAAAACUGUUCAGUCAUACUCUGGCGCCAGAGUACAAGUGAACACAGGACAGUUGCUGUCAGGCCAGUAACAUCUUCAUCGGUGUCCUCUUAAACUCGGAGAUGGAUUGGUUGUAUAGAAGAUGUUAUAUUGUAAUACAAAGAAGGAUACUGUUAUUUCUAUGAAACGGCUGUGGUGCUCAUUUGCCUCAUAACUGCCCAUGUUACACCACUGCUCUGCCUCCUUUGUCUGAAAAAGUCAGAACAUUGGCAAAGGGACGACAAAGUAACACUUAUCAACCUGUCUUUAUUUUUAAAACGGGCAGCAUAUCAGGUUGCUGAAGUUGUUCUCUCUGUAAGCAGAGACAGUCGAGUGGUUUUAGGUUCCCUUUCAAUCAGUAUUAGGCAACAUGGCUUCCACUGUAAGAAAGCAUCUCCACUCUGUCAAGAGCAGGAUGCAACUCUGUCCUUCUUCAUUUGAAAUCCUGUGAAACCUUUACGCCUGUGCCACUUUGACAUUUGCAUUACAGUAGCUGCACCCGGGCUGACUGAGACCCAGCUGGAAUGUACCCAGAUGAACCCCUGUGUUCCUUUUCCCUUCAUAAACUGCCUUGCCAUUUUUUGUUUAUUGACAUGUUAUGAUGAACAUAAAUAGCCAUUUUGUAAAAGAAAUGGCCUCCUCUUAGAGCUCUCACAGAGGUACUUGAUGCUUUAGUUUGUGUCAUCCAUGUCUGAGGUCACUACCCAGUCCAGCACGACUUAACAUAGUAGUAGCAAGAUAAUAACUGACUUGGUAGCGUCUCUGAUCAUAUUUACUAUAUAAUGGUUAAGGCCCUCUUCACAUCUGUCUGCUAUUGUAGAUAACAACUAUGAUAAUGAUGUCUGUGACCUGAAGAUCAGGUCGAUCAUUCCAUGAGAUCUUCUGUCCAGUAGUUGAGUCUGAAUACAGAGGUGAUCAGCUGUAUUUCAAGAAUGUCAAUAGAAGAUAAGUAUGUACGUAUUCCCUGUCCCUGAAAAUGACUGAUGUUAAGUAAAACUUAAAACAACCCCACCAAUCAUACAUUGUUCUAAUUCUCAUCAUUUUUCCUGUGCAUACUAUUUCAUUAAAAUUUGUAUAUUGCAUGAUUAGGAAUGUACAAUUUUAUUUACCUUUCUGUUCCACUGACAUGCGUACACAAGCGAAAACUUGUCAUUCCAGGUUGUCCUUUUUCUUUUUCUUUCUUUUUUUUUUUUUUUUAAAUGAAGUUUACUUCUCUAUUUUUGAUGGUAUUGUGUUUUUAUCUAAGUUCAGGCUAUUAAAAAAAAGAUAUCAUUGAAUGUUUUAAAUUAUUAAACACAGGGGAAGAAAGGGGGUUCUAUUUGGUGUAAUGUCACUGAGGGCAUGGUGCACCAAGUAAUAAUUUGAGUAGAACAGGCCACGUGAAGCAGUGUACUGAGAGGCAACACACUUUUGUCUUAAUUCUCUUUUGUUUCAGUUCUAGUGAGUUAUUUUAUCACGUUUGGCUUGUGACAUUGAAAUAUACUCUCAUAUGACUCUGUUUUCUUAAAGUCCUGUCUUUUUAUUUCUCCAUAUUUGAUUAUUAAGCUGUACAAUGUAAAAUGUUUUAAAGGGGACAACGUAAAUUAUCUACAUUCCCUUUAAAGAAAGCCCACCCAAAUUAAAAAUAAAUGCUAUAAGAAGCUG